AUGAGGAGGGAUUUAAUUAUAGUUUUGGCAGCUAGCUUUCAGCUGGUUUACUCCUCCUCUAUACUUGUUGAUUGGUCAACAAACAUCGUACCGGAUUCGCUUGCCUAUGUACUCGAUUACGCACCGGCCGUUGGUAGCCCACCAGCGGGAUCCACACUUGGAAGCUUUGCUACACAUGUUCAAAUCAAAGACACUAUACCAGCUUGUGAAUAUACGAUAUAUUUAUCCGCAAUAAUGCCAGACGGGACAAGGAAAGCAGUUAUGGAAAGAACCCUUUAUAGUAGUCCUGAUCCACCAAUUCUGGAUUCAAUAGAAACUAAGGAGCAUGAGGCGAUUAUUUCAUAUUUUCCACCAAAGGAGGCUAACAUAACUUUUCAUAUCGAAUAUUAUCCGGAAGACCAACCAGAAUACGGGAACAUAAUUGAAACGAAAGCAUCGUUGGUGAAAUUGCGAGGUUUGGAUUCCGGAACGUUUUUUCGGAUAAAGAUCAGAACCAUCUACAAUGGAAUUCCAUCUUUGGAAAUGAUCGAAACUAGUUUUCGAACGGAAGGAACACCUGAAUACGAUUAUUCCUACUCUGGCGAGGUGUUUACCGUUCGAACCUUGCCGCCUGGAUUCGAUCUAGCCACAACGACCGUAUCCACCGAUUACGACUAUUCUUCGGAAGCGGUCGACACAAAGAAUGAAACCGAACCGCUGACUACAUCUCCAACGACGGUUACCAGUACAGUGGAGAACAGUACACGAGUGCAAGCCACGCCCACAAGUACAGUUGUCCAAAUGAAAGCGAUGAAGAGCACCGCGGAGAGCAUUAAAACCACAACAACCAUCCCAACUACAACCACAACCACAACUACAGUAACCACGCCCACGGCAACUGUCACGACAACGACAACGUACAGAUUUGUUUUGGCUACUUCGUCGACAAAAACGCCCGAAGUUGAAAACAUCGAUGAAAACGAGAUACUAUCAAUGCGUACCGCCGUCAAAAAACCCAAAGAACAAGUUAUUGACACAGGCGACAACGGAAGUGAGGAAAAUCAGCCAUUACCCGUUGAACAGAUGACUGCGGAGUUCGGUGAUCCAGAUUCGAUCACCAUGAGUCCAGAGGAAAAUAUGAUACGACUGGAUUGGUCGGUGCCAGACGGUUCACUGUGUGAUGCGUUCCUAGUCAACUACACGAUUCUCUCAUUAACUCGUCCGAAAUCCUACUCGGUCGCUACUGUGGACGAGUUCACAGUGAUAAAAUUUUUCGCCAACCAUACUCUUGACAUUCGAGUUUUCUGCAUGUUAGGUGGUUCUCUAUCAAAAACCUGGUGGGCCCAUAGGACUGGCUACAUGACAAGUCCCCAACCAGUGCAAAGUGUCCGAGUGCUUUCGUCUGAAACGGACGAGUUUUACGUAUCACGGAUAUUAGUGGAUUGGUUCUGGCCUGUUUAUCAUAAUUUCGAUCUUUAUAAGGUCGUCGUCGAGUACGGUAUCGGCAAGGCACAGCUAAAGGAGGUGGAUGUAAAUGAAGCGGGUCCAGUACUAUUGGAUAAACUCGAACCCGCUCAAACGUACCGUAUUGCCGUAAGAAACGAAUCAAUCGAAUUGGGACUCAAAUCAAAACCAUCAGAGAUCGAAAGAAUCACUCCACCUCUCAUUUCUUCUACACUAUAUCCUGGAAAAAUCACUUCAACGGCAAUCAAUAUCAAUUUUGGCGAAUCAGAUCUGGAACAAGGUCGAUUUGAUCACUACGAGCUGAUAUUCACUGGGAACAAUAAGAAUAUCACAAAGCGGAUCGAUAUUAAUCAGGAAAAAUCGUUGACAUUCACCAAACUGAUCCCUGGAAAAACAUACGAAUUCUCUCUUUAUACUGUAUUCAAAGGAAAACGAAGUCGUGCUGUGAAAGAAUCUAUCACAACUUACCCAUUAAAAGUGAACGAGUUAUUUCCCGUAGUGGGACGUGAAUAUGUGAUACUGUACUGGGACGUGGAGAAUUUCGCGGAUAGUGAUUGUCGGUUUCGCUUAAGCUACAAUGCCGACCACGUGCCUACAGUAUCCGUGGAAUUAAAGGACGCAAGUCGCCACCGCUUUGUCGGUCUUGAAGCGGAUGUUUACUACACUUUCACGAUCACGGUGAUUAUGGGAACGGGAAAGGCGGCAGCGGAAAGUGAAAGUGAGAUGAUCACUGUGUAUGUGCCAAAAGGACAUUUGACACCGUCCGUAACUCGACUCGGCAGUCGUGAGCUCUCCGUAACAUUCGAAAAUGACCAUCAGGUGUUUUCGCCGUUGAAUGGUGCAAUCAGCAAUAUCGCUGUGAUAGUAUCGGAUGAUACCGAGCUGAACGACGACAAUUACGAGCUGAAGUCGUGGUUUGAAGUGAGCGAUGAGGACACAUGGGGAUCAUAUAGGGCAUCCACAUCCGAUUGGAAUCCGUUCGUGAAAAAUUCCCGAAACGCUACAUUCACUAUUGGUAGUGAUGACUGUAAACGUCGUAGUCUUGAUGAACCGUACUGUAAUGGUAUUCUUCGAGCAAAUAUUGACUAUAAAGUAAAACUUCGUGCCUACAUGGAUAAUAAGGUAGCAAUGGAAAGCGAUUGGUUCUCUAUUGACGGUUCAGCCGGAGGGGACGGUUCGGCGGAAGAUGAGGACAAGAAUGAACGACGGCUGCCUUGUCAUAUGUAUUUGAAUGGAUGUCCAAGGAAGUCCAGUACUGAAUUGGAUUCAAUGGCUGCAUACUUCUACACCACAACAUUAUUCUUACUACUUUUGUAA
Necator americanus (New World hookworm) is the source of this 2760-nucleotide messenger RNA. RefSeq lists its product as uncharacterized. The coding region runs from base 1 to 2760 and encodes 919 amino acids. Lineage: Eukaryota; Metazoa; Nematoda; Chromadorea; Rhabditida; Ancylostomatidae. The record is from RefSeq and is a predicted model, not a curated record. The transcript has 25 exons. Gene Ontology annotation, molecular function: protein binding.